CUAAGCAGUUCAACUGAAGACAAAGUUUGAGCAAAAUGAAAAAGUUUAUUGGAAUUUCCAUUGCUGUAGCAUUCGUGCUGACUUGGGGCGUUUCAGCUAAGAAUUUGAAAUCUUCCUUUACUCCGAAGGACCCAUUCAACAUUAAGUCCAGACUUCUUGGAAGUUCAAGAAUUGUUAAUGGCGUCCCCGCCACACUAGGUCAGAUUCCGGAACAAGUUUACUUGUUGGGCUAUAGUGAUCCUCUGGGGCUUAUUGAAAUGUAUGCUUGUGGAGCAAUCAUCGUAAGACCACGUUGGGUUAUUACUGCAGCACAUUGCCUGGAUGUAACAUCUUCGCUGGGUACUCCUGUGGCAAGUAUCAGACUCCGUGCUGGUAUGGUUAACCUUAACAACCCAGGCUCCACUCAACAAUCCAUACUUGUUUUAGCAUCUGGCAAUAUUUAUCCACAUCCUAAUUACAAUUCUGACACAUUAGAGAAUGAUAUUGGUCUCAUAAGAGCAACAAGUCUUCUAGUAAGUCAAUUCAAUUUGAAUGGGCCUAAUGUAAGAGCCGCCAAUUUACCAUCAAGCACCCUAAAUAUGGCAAAUUAUGUUGGUACUGAUCUCAGAAUCUCAGGAUAUGGACUAACGCAAACAAAUGGAAACACCUCAACUAUACUACUCACGGCAGUAAUUAAAAUCAUCUCAUUCAGUUCCUGUGAUCAAGUAUACGCCCCAGAUGGCAUUCCAAGUACUUGCUUCUGUGGUCAAGAUUCAACAGCGCCCAUAAGUUCCGGAUGUCAAGGUGAUUCAGGUGGCCCAGCAACUAUUAUGAUUGGCACAACACGCACCGUUGUUGGAGUAGUUUCAUUUGGUGGCGACACCUGUGGAACACCUCCACAGGGAUUCACAGAGAUUGCGAAAUUCAUCACUUGGAUGAAUCAAUACAUUAAUGGGUCCUAAGCGUCUUCAAUGCUGCCCAUUUGAAGGUCAAGGAAAAAGGACAACAAACUUAUAAAGAUUUUACAGCUUAUCUUCUUUUUUCUUUAUACAACAAAUAAAUAAAAUUAUUAUUCGUGCAAUAA
This is a messenger RNA of Lutzomyia longipalpis, 1063 nucleotides long. RefSeq names its product chymotrypsinogen A-like. The record is from RefSeq and is a predicted model, not a curated record. Bases 36 to 941 code for a protein of 301 amino acids. The transcript has 2 exons. Gene Ontology annotation, molecular function: serine-type endopeptidase activity. Lineage: Eukaryota; Metazoa; Arthropoda; Insecta; Diptera; Psychodidae. Gene Ontology annotation, biological process: proteolysis.